Ectocarpus sp. CCAP 1310/34 is the source of this 3083-nucleotide messenger RNA. Lineage: Eukaryota; Phaeophyceae; Ectocarpales; Ectocarpaceae. The record is from the annotation of a GenBank genome assembly.
GGCACCACACUGCUGUGCGUGUCGCAUGCAUCUAGCGAGCGCAAGCUUGACAUGCAGCGCAUAUUGCGAGCAUGAUUCUGCGGGUGGGUUACGGUUGUAGUGUGGCGGCCCGUCUGUGCCCUGCGCGAGCUCUAGCAGCUGCUCGGAACAGCAGGACCGGGCCUGCGCUGCUCCUGCUGUACACGCGGCCUAACUUGGCUUGCCAUGAGCGGCAGCAACGGCGAGCCUUCAGCUCAACGCCCGCAAGACGUGAAGUUACUGCUCCUCCAUCCGCUACCCGGGCACCACAAACACUGAGGUAUCGCUGCCCUCCCUUCACCAGGUGUGUUGUUCUGUGUUUCACCAGUAGCAGACACGCCUCGUCUAAGGUCGGGCUUCCACCAGCAGCAGAAAUCAACGCUGUGAGGGCGAGGGGAGAGGAUAUGGACGGCGGUGGUCGCAGAUUCGGCGCGGAACCGGAGGAAGGAGAAGAGGGGGGGCUUACCAAAUGGCAGCAAGGAGAGCGUCGCGAUCUUAAAGGAGUCAAACAGAGGGUCGUGGUUGGUAUGUCCGGAGGGGUGGAUUCCUCGGUCGUGGCCAUGCUGCUGCAUCAACAGGCGAGUGAAGGCUACGAAGUCGUGGGCGUGUUUAUGCGCAACUGGGACGAACAGGAUGAGACCGGGAGCGACGUAUGCACGGCCGACACUGACCUAGAGGACGCUAGAAGAGUGGGGUACCACCUCGGCAUCCCGGUGAAAACGGUGGACUUUUCUCGGGAAUACUGGAACCAGGUCUUUGAGCCAUCGCUCCAAGAGUUUGCUAGGUGUCGCACGCCAAAUAUGGACGUUGCGUGCAACCGCUUCAUCAAGUUCGACGCUUUCAGGGAACACGCGCUGGGCAGGAUGUCCGCCGACUUCGUGGCCACCGGCCACUACGCCAGGACGGCACCAGGGCCCGGCGGGGAUUGGUCCAGGCCGGUGUUGAGACAGGCGGAGGACGGAAACAAGGACCAGACGUACUUCUUGUCCGGCGUGCCUAGCGAGGGGCUUGCCAAGGUUUUGUUCCCGUUGGGAGGCCUCACGAAGCCCGAGGUACGCCGCCUUGCCGAAGAAGGCGGCCUUCCGGUAGCCCGGAAGCGGGAGUCGAUGGGAGUGUGCUUCGUGGGGAAGCGCCGGAGCUGGGCGAGCUUCAUAUCUCAGUACCUCACCCCGAGCCCAGGAAACUUCGUGUGCGUAGACACCGGAGACGUCGUGGGCCGACACGACGGCGUACAGCUCUACACAGUAGGGCAAAAAUCGCACUUGGACGGCAUGCCCGAGAAGUACUACGUGGCCGGGCUACACUCCGAAACCAACUCCGUCUACGUGGCGAGGGGGGCAGAUAACCCUUCCCUCUUCGCCCGGGGCUUGUCUGUGCUAGCGUCGGAGUUUAGCUGGGUGGCGGGCUGCCCUCCCCCGGAGCUAUUGUCGGGCAGCGGAAGCCUUCCCUCGGCACACGCGAGACGAAAAGCAACUACGGUAGGUAGCGGGCCGGCGGGAAUUGAGGCACCGGCACAGGCCAAAGAACGGCAACCGACAGCAUCAGGAGAAGAACCGACAGACGCGGGCGAAAUGGAGGGGCCGCCUCCUGUCUUGCGGUGUGAGUACCGGAGUCGCCACAGGCAAGCCCUCCUCCCUUGUGGCGUUGAGCUGCUUGGCGGCGGUGGGAGCGGGGCGUCGGUGCCUCGCCCCGUCGUGCACGUGCGCUUCGACGAGCCGGCGAAAGCGAUCGCGCCGGGCCAGGUAGUGGCCCUGUACAAGGAAGGCAUUUGCCUGGGGGGCGGCCCCAUAUUUCGGGCGGAAGGGCACUGCUCCCCAGCGCUGGUUCGUUCAAUGCGGCCGCCGUCGCCACAACCCGCUGCGAGUUAGAGCAAAACAUUGUCAUGCAAGAACGUUGAUAACACCCUACCCCGUUGCUAAAAGGGUGUCCCCUAUAGUCGAUGGGCGUGUACAGAAUUGUUGUGUACGUGCACCCGUUGGUGCGGAUUUUGCAGAUGUCCUCUUUGUAUUGUUCGGUGCACGCUCCUCAUGCCGCCGCGCAAAAUGCGGAAGGAAGCGGGCGGAUUCAUGACAUAAUGAACGUUUGUUCGGUGUGUGCAAUGUAUGUCCAAGGGAAGAAGAGGAUUGCGUUUCUCCUUGCGUGGCUAGCAGUAACGUGUGGGAUGUUGCGUGCAGUUGCGGUUUGUGUAACUAUCGGCAAUGAGGGCUAGAUAUGGCCUCGCCCGUGUUGUACAGUAUCGAUCGCCGACCACCAUACAGAAAUCAUUGGCUCGUUGGGAGGAUUCGGGGGGUGAGCGAGAUGCGAGCGGUUUGUUUUGCCAAGUAGGAUGUGGCUCUCUCGUUGCUUGGAGCUUCGCAAAUGACCUUUGUAUCAACAAGCAAGUAUUGGCUUUACCCUCCAGGCUAUGUAUAACAUGCAGCAGUUGAACGCUGAAAGCCCCUCAAACUGUCUCCCAAAGAAGCCCGACUCAAAACAAAAACAAGUAGCAUGAAGGCAGCAGUAGGGGCCACAUAUGACAUAUCAUAACACCACACGUCGACUCCUUCGUCCACAGGAAAAUCCUAGCUUUCAAAUGUACGAACUCCGCAUUAUUUUCCCACACGUCCCAAACAUAAGCCUUGGGCGAUUGCAUCCACGGCACCCCUUCCUCGAAAGAGAGAACCCCAUGCUUGUUCCAGGUUUAAACUCUACUACCCACAGAAAACAGCUUGGAUCGGCCUAAAGAUCCGACUCAAUCAAGCGCAUCGACGGUGGGUCUCAUCGCUGUUGCUUCCGCUAGCGCUACCUCCCACGCACGACCGCGCUACAGCACCCCCCAAAGCACGGUACCCCCUCAACCUAGUGCGCCCCCCAACCCACGGCACUCCUCCGAAAGCCCGGAAGUCAAGAAACCCCUCGACAGCAGCCUCGCGGAAACAUGUACGUCCACGAACGGCAUCUGUCUGCGCACGCACCACUUGCGAUCGUGGGGACGGAGACGGGCACGAAGAAGAACCUCAGCAACGCCCGGAAGAAAACAAACCUCUACAAAACAUGUUNGGGGGGGGGGGGGGGGGGGGGGGGGG